UGAAGCUCGACUAUACUAUCGAUCGAGCCGCUACACAGAGAGAGCUAGAGAGAGAGAGAGAGAGAGAGAUGGGGAGAAGCAGUACUUACUAUGAUAAGAAUGAUGGACUGAAGAAAGGAGCCUGGACUGCAAGUGAAGACCAGAUUGUCAAAGCCUACGUCAAAAAACACGGUGUCGGAAAAUGGGGCAAACUAUCCAGGGAAACAGGUCUGAAGAGAUGUGGGAAGAGUGUGAGACUCAGGUGGUUGAACUAUCUGAGGCCUGAUAUCAUCAAAGGCAACAUUACAGAAGAUGAAGAAGAGCUCAUCAUCAGGCUCCACAAACUCUUGGGAAACAGAUGGUCCUUGAUAGCCGGAAGGUUACCAGGGCGAACUGACAAUGAAAUCAAAAACUACUGGAAUUCCACCUUAAAGAGGAAGCUACAACAAGAAAAUCACUUAGACGUGUCCAAAGAUGAGGAGAUCAAGGAGGACUUGUCAUCCUCUGCCGUUGUUGCCGCUGCCACUGAUGAGGACGUCCCACGUUUGACCAAAAACAAUGUCAUUGAAGACGAAGAUCAUCAUCGUCAGCAUCAUGAUGCUGACGUUGGAGUUGGAGUUGCAGCUGAAGCAACUAACAAUAAGGGUACUGGUGAUGAUGAAUAUCUGAGGGAUGACCUUUGGUGGAACAAUUUCAUAAUGGAUUUCAAUGAUACCCAACUCGACGUAUCUGAAUUCCAAAACGACAUCCCCGAGAUUUAGGAAUCUAAGGCCAUCUCCAACCCAAAGGGCUAAAAAUGGCCCUGGGGCUAAAUUUUAGCCCUAAAUUCUGUACUAUUCAUUGAUCUGACAUCAACCGUCUCCAACCCGUCAAGGCUAAAUUAUAGCCCUAAAAUAUAUUUUAACAUUUUGGAUUGGUUAUAUAUA
Molecule: messenger RNA, 905 nt
Organism: Rosa rugosa (rugosa rose)
Lineage: Eukaryota; Viridiplantae; Streptophyta; Magnoliopsida; Rosales; Rosaceae
Product: transcription factor WER-like
Exons: 3
Coding region: 69-740 (223 amino acids)
Source: RefSeq, a predicted model, not a curated record